ACCGCAUUUCUGGCCGAUUCCAGGUUCACCUAGCUGGUUCAAACUAGUCAUUCAACGAUAGUUCAGAAGCCAUGUAUCACAGCUGUGUUGUGGUCCGAGAAACAGCGCGUCAACUAUCGAUGAGCACGUUGGGUCUUCUCGGAUUGUAUGCGACCGGGCCUAGCAGGAUGCGAAAGCCUCCGGUGUGUGGACACAUCUCAAAACCAUGCGGUUGAAGGCUUUUGGUUUUAGACUGGUUCUGAUCAACGUUGGACAAGCCGAUCGACUGUUGUCUGUAACAGGGGCGUUUCUGCGUUGUUUUGUGCAAGGGACUUGUCUCACAUGGGUCGAUCAUGCAAUUGGCCAGAGCAGGGAGGAUGGGUUUAGAAGCAGUGAGAUAGUGAGGCCGACAACAAAAUGGCAGGCUCUCCUAAUGGAUUCAAUGAUGGAGUUCAUGCAGAAGCCAGAAACAAAUUGCCGACCAUCCAGGGAACAGAAAGGGGCAAUGAGGAGGUGUUCGAAAGAAAAUCGGGUCGCAUAGCCUGCUUAUCCCAAGAAAAGUAGCCAGAGGUGCAUG
This is a messenger RNA of Aspergillus steynii IBT 23096, 556 nucleotides long. RefSeq lists its product as uncharacterized. The record is from RefSeq and is a predicted model, not a curated record. Lineage: Eukaryota; Fungi; Ascomycota; Eurotiomycetes; Eurotiales; Aspergillaceae. The transcript has a single exon. Bases 206 to 520 code for a protein of 104 amino acids.